Molecule: messenger RNA, 1758 nt
Organism: Trichomycterus rosablanca
Lineage: Eukaryota; Metazoa; Chordata; Actinopteri; Siluriformes; Trichomycteridae
Gene: riok2
Product: RIO kinase 2 (yeast)
Exons: 10
Coding region: 79-1614 (511 amino acids)
Biological process (GO): maturation of SSU-rRNA; protein phosphorylation
Cellular component (GO): preribosome, small subunit precursor; cytosol; nucleus
Molecular function (GO): ATP binding; protein serine/threonine kinase activity
Source: RefSeq, a predicted model, not a curated record
CGCAUUUUCCACAUACAUGUAGUUUAAUUAUUUCAUGAUAUUUUAUUCUCAAUCAAACACGAGUCUUUUAUAAACACCAUGGGAAAAUUAAACGUGGUUCUACUGAGGUAUUUAUCUCGGGAUGAUUUUCGGGUCCUGACUGCUGUGGAGAUGGGCAUGAAGAAUCAUGAAAUCGUCCCGGUUAGCUUAAUUGCAUCUAUUGCAAGUCUGAGGCAUGGAGGGUGCAAUAAAGUGCUGAGAGAGCUGGUGGAACACAAACUGCUGGCCUACGAACACACCAAAACUGUGCAUGGGUACCGGCUGAACUAUGGUGGUUAUGAUUACCUGGCUCUUAAGGCACUGUCAUCAAGAGAUGUGAUUUUGUCUGUGGGAAACCAAAUGGGAGUUGGGAAGGAGUCAGAUAUUUACAUAGUGGCGGAUGCGGAAGGUGAGCAGUUUGCACUUAAGCUCCACAGGCUGGGAAGAACAUCCUUCAGGAACUUGAAAAAUAAGCGUGAUUACCACAAACACAGAAACAAAGUGUCCUGGCUUUAUCUAUCCCGCCUCUCGGCUAUGAAGGAAUAUGCAUACAUGAAGGCUCUGUAUGAUCGAGGCUUUCCUGUACCAAAGCCAGUGGAUUUAAACAGACAUGCAGUGGUUAUGGAGCUCAUCAAUGGCCAUCCUCUGUGCCAGGUGCAUGAGAUUCAGGACCCUGCUUUGUUGUACAGUGAAAUAAUGGAGCUGAUAGUUAAACUGGCAAACCAUGGGCUCAUUCACGGAGAUUUUAAUGAGUUUAAUCUGAUGCUGGAUGAUAACGACCAAGUCACAAUGAUCGACUUUCCACAGAUGGUUUCCACGUCUCAUCCGAACGCUGAAUGGUAUUUUGACAGAGAUGUCAAAUGUGUUCGAGAUUUCUUCAUAAAACGGUUUAACUAUGAAAGUGAACUUUACCCAACAUUUAAAGAUAUCAGAAAAGCCUGCUCUCUUGAUGUGGAGGUCUCAGCCAGUGGUUACACCAAAGAGUUGCAGCAAGAUGAUGAGCUUCUACACCCAACUGGCCCAGAGGGAGAAGAAAUGCUCAGUGAAGAUGAAGAUGACAUGCAAGGAGCAACUGAGCUAGAUACUGAGGAGCACAUUAACAUUGAGGAAUACAAACAAGCCAUUGAUGAACUAGAGGGGCAGAGGAUUGGUGACAAUACCCCAUUGGGAGAGGAGAACCCACAGGAACAUGGGGAAAGUAGCUCAUUUAAGAAGAACUGCAAUGAAAAUUUUACUGAUAAUUCAGAAGACAUUGACAGUGAGGAGCUUGAGAAUGAAGAUGAAUGCCCGGAUUUGGUUGAUAUUUCAGCUUUCAACAAGGAAUUCAAGCCUUUCAGAGACCAAGAUAGUCUACUGCAUGUGAAUGCACACAGGCAAAGAACAACCAGUGAAGCCUCCAUUGGAAGUGUAACUAGCCAGUCCACAAUUCCUCCAGCGGUGAUUAAACAGAAGGUAAAACGGCAGCUUACUAAGCAGCAGAAGGUCACACAGAGAAGACGCCUGCAGAAAGGAGAGGCCAACCUGGUGACGAAAGCGAGAAGAGAGAACCAGAGCAACAUUAAGGGCAGUCUAGAAGCAGCUCAAUUCUGGGGCUGAGGGCAAAUACUUACAUAGAGACAUCUCGGACUGAACUACAUGUUUAAAAAGAUUUUACUAAACAGACUGAGAGUCAGUUAAAGGUGACACUAUGAUCUUCCUGUGUGAUGCUCAUGAAAUAUAUAAUAAACUGUUUAUUCUUAA